This is a messenger RNA of Solea solea (common sole), 1836 nucleotides long. It is a transcript of the gene colec10, whose product is annotated as collectin sub-family member 10 (C-type lectin). Lineage: Eukaryota; Metazoa; Chordata; Actinopteri; Pleuronectiformes; Soleidae. Gene Ontology annotation, cellular component: multivesicular body; rough endoplasmic reticulum. The transcript has 7 exons. The coding region runs from base 197 to 1099 and encodes 300 amino acids. The record is from RefSeq and is a predicted model, not a curated record.
AAGAUGCAGCAUACAUAUCGAAACACAGCAGUAACUAAAAUUUAAAGAAAUUAAGAUUUUUAGGGGCAGGAGACAGAGGAGCGCCGCAGUCUGUUCAGUGUAACACUAUGACAAGACACUGAUAACACUCUAUAUACAAACGUGAGUGAGUGUAGACGUGCAGCGUGUUUGCUCAUUAGCGCAGCACUCGCUCUCUAUGGUGCCUGCUAAAAACAAUCUGAAGUUUGACAUUUUUCGUCACUGGUCAGAAAAGAUGGAGAAAAGAGGUAACACCAGGAUGUUGUUAGUGAUCUGUGUGUGUGUGGCUGCGUUCAGCUGCGUCUCUGCUUCUCCAGAGGUCUGCAACAAUUCCCUUCUGCCUGGAGCUAAAGGAGAUCAAGGUGAGGUUGGAGAGGAGGGAGGUCAGGGGACACUGGGAAAAAACGGACGACCAGGACCUCCAGGAGUCCCAGGAGAGAAGGGACUCAGAGGAGAGGUGGGCCACACAGGGAAGAUGGGGCAUAUUGGAGACAAAGGUGACGGAGGCGACACAGGUGUGGACGGGCCGUCUGGUCUAAAAGGAAAACCAGGCACUACAUGUGACUGUGGCAGGUACAGAAAAGUGGUCGGACAGCUGGAUAGCAAUACAGAGAGGCUCAGGAAAGCUGUUCAGUUUUUGAAAAAUGUUAUCCUGGGGUUGAAAGAAACAGAGGACAGGUACUACCUUCUUGUGAAGGAACCCAAGACGUUCAGAGAGGCAUCGAUGAACUGCAAGCUAAGAGGAGGCAGCCUGGCCAUGCCGAAAACCACCAGCACCAACCGUUUAAUGGCAGACUAUGUCAGUCGAGCAGGACUGACACGAGUUUACAUUGGAGUGCGGGCUCAACGAAAGGACACAGGCCAAACAAGCAACUAUGUUUAUGCAGACUCCAGCCCUUUGCAGGGAUUUGCACCAUGGAGCCAAGACAUCGAGCUAAAUUCCACAUUAUCUUCAGCCACAAACUCCAGCUGCAUGGAACUGCUCAGCACUGGAACAUGGGGUCGCGUGGAGUGUGAGGCCACCAUGUUUUUCAUCUGUGAGUUCCCAAAGAGCAGGAGGAGAGGAGGGAGAACUGGAUGAAGAGGAGACAACAUUAUUAUAUAUGGGAUAUUUAGACAAUCGAUGGAAGCCAAAUGUUUGUGCUUGCUAUUUCAUGUAUGUAUGUGUGUUAGUGCAUGGGACAUUAGACAGUAUGUCAAAUCAAGUAUUUAGUGUUGACCUAGGUGGCCACUAAUAGGGUUUUGACAUUCCAAAAUAGCCAACUUGCAUUACCUUUAGUAACAUUAUUACAUGAAAAAGACCUGCUGUCCUUUUUUAGGCAAUUAUUCUCUGUUCGUAUCUGGAGUUUUGCUACAAACAAUAAGUUUUACAUUAUGUGGUAAAGCAAACUUUAUUUGUACUGCAUGGACACUACAUGUUUCUCUCUUUAACUCUUACAUUCAUUAGGUACAAAUCCUACACUUUGCAGAUAAGUAGUAAAUGUGUUAUAGAAAUAGUAAUCCUCGUCUCACAAGCUGAUUCAAGAUUUAAUUUAUUUCACAUCAAAUACAGAAUUUCUUGCUUUAUAGACGUACAUUUGAUGUAGUUACACGUUCACAAAUGUAUGCAUGUACACACAGGCUAACACACUUCUUUCAUUCUUACACAUUAUUUACUAUUUUUCCUCGUCUAUCUGCCCUGAUUGUUCAACAGUCACGGUUAACUCCUAAUGUAUGACUAAAGUCUUCAACUCUACCAGACAUUCUCGUAUUUGGACGUGGAAAAUCUUAUAAUCUCUGACCACUUCCUGAAUAAACAUUAAAGAUUACUCAUGUCAA